CCUAAGACGACCGACAACAACUUUUCGAUUUUAAUUUUUAAUUUAUCCACUUUGUUUUUUUACAAAUCACGUAUUUUUGUUUUGACAUAAAUACCUUAGAAAAGCAAUUCGAUUUAAAUCCAUAGCUUUAAGUGAAGUUGCACGAUUGCUUUUUCUUUUCAACGUACUAAAGUCGUUCAUACCGUCUUAUGUUUUGACUGUAGAAAUACUUAAAUUUUAAUUUCACGCGGGAUACUAUUAUCGGAAUCAGUAAGGUCGAUAUUUUAAUCCACACUUGUAUUGAGAAUACAACAUAAGUACAACGAUGUCGGUGGAAAAAGACAUAAUAAAAAUACAACAAAAACUACAGAAUAUGUCGGACGAAAACGCCGACCAAACCCAAGCGCUCGAUUUGCUAAAGGCCCUUAAAGAUUUGCCUAUAACUUUGGACAUUCUUACCAAAACUCGAGUGGGAAUGACGGUGAAUUCUUUUCGGAAGAGUUGUAAAGACGAGGAAGUAAUCACUUUUUCGAAAGCAUUAAUUAAAAAUUGGAAAAAGUUACUUAGCGGUGACAAAACGGCAGCGCAAGAACCCAAAAAGGAAAAGAAAGAGAGAAAAAAAUCCGAAGAAAAAGAACAAAAAAUCGAUUCAAAGAAAGACACCCCAAAGCCGGUAGUCUUUCCUACUCCAUCGACGACGGAUGCUGUGCGUUUAAAAUGCCGCGAACUACUUGUUUCGGCGUUAAGAACGGAGGAUGAAAAUAGUGGUUGCGCGUCGGUUGAAGAACUUGCAGACGAAUUAGAAGACGCCAUUUUCUUAGAGUUCAAAAAUACUGACGCCCGUUAUAAGAACAGAGUGAGGAGUAGAUAUUCCAACUUGAAAGACGCUAAAAACCCGCAAUUAAGAAACAACUUCAUUGUCGGUGCCAUUACAGCUGCUCAGUUGGCCAAAAUGACUUCCGAAGAAAUGGCCAGUGACGAGAUGAAAACAUUAAGAAACAAACUCAUCAAAGAGACCAUCGACGACGCUCAGCUGGCCACUGUUCAAGGAACGACAACUGACUUGCUGAAAUGCGGUAAAUGUAAAAAACGAAAUUGCACCUACAAUCAAAUCCAAACGAGAAGUGCUGAUGAACCUAUGACGACGUUUGUAAUGUGCAACGAAUGUGGUAACCGGUGGAAAUUCUGUUAAGACCAGAUUGCUAGGUAACUUUAAUUUUAUUAUUUCAAUUUUGGUCUUUAUAAGCGCUUUUAAAAAGGUAAAAUAAUAAUGAUUUGUGUCAUUGUUUUUCUUCAUAUUAUUUCCUAUUAAAAUAAUUGAAGUUGAUUUGCCUAAAUUUUAAAAUAUUCAUUAAUACUUAAUUUGUAUUUGUCAUUAGUUAAAUAAAAUCAUUACUGUGGGAUAGGCUUGAUGUGCCCAACAUGUUUUUUAACCUAAUAUAUUAUAUAUAUUAGACAAAAAUUUAUUGUAACUAAAUUAUCGAUAAAAUACUAAAUUAAGUUUACAAUAUUAAUUGUACAAUUUUAUGAUACUCAUAUUCAUAACGGCGUGAUACUCGUCACAAAUUUAAUAUUAU
Messenger RNA from Adelges cooleyi (spruce gall adelgid), 1556 nucleotides. RefSeq names its product transcription elongation factor S-II (gene TfIIS). The transcript has a single exon. Gene Ontology annotation, molecular function: nucleic acid binding; zinc ion binding. Gene Ontology annotation, biological process: transcription elongation by RNA polymerase II; DNA-templated transcription. Lineage: Eukaryota; Metazoa; Arthropoda; Insecta; Hemiptera; Adelgidae. The record is from RefSeq and is a predicted model, not a curated record. Gene Ontology annotation, cellular component: nucleus. The coding region runs from base 305 to 1171 and encodes 288 amino acids.